Sordaria macrospora k-hell is the source of this 660-nucleotide messenger RNA. RefSeq lists its product as uncharacterized. The record is from RefSeq and is a predicted model, not a curated record. Lineage: Eukaryota; Fungi; Ascomycota; Sordariomycetes; Sordariales; Sordariaceae.
AUGGCGAACUCUGCGAGCAUAAGAGAGAAGCCCAGCGGGGCUCGAGACGUCUCAGCCCGCUUCCCCGUGGGCUUCCCCGACAACGUGGUACACGCCAGUCGCCGGCUUUUCCAACUCCGAAAAGACCAAGAUGAAGAACGCCUUGCCCGGGUUCGUAGCGCCGCAAACACCGCUACUCAUAGCGAGCAGUCCCAGGUGUUUCAAGAUAUUACCAACGCAGAGCCAAUGCCCGAGAACACCGUUGCAUUGACUGGCUCUGCCGUUGGUAGCGAGAAUCUACCUUUAGGGAAUGGGCAGGGCAAGAAACCAAAGAGGCUUACCGUUCGCUUGCCGGACCCUCAUGUUUGCCAUGCGAUGCUGUUCAUUCCAGUCGAACAACUCAUGGAAGAGAUGGUUGUCGAAAACAACGGCGAGAUCCCGACAAAGGAAGAUAUCGAAAACGAAGCGACAUACUUCUUCGUCGACGCGUGCCAGGAGUAUCCGGCAUCGCUCAUCCAGUUCACCGCCAAAGUACUCGUCGAUUAUUUCGAACCAAUCCUCGAGCGCACGACACCGACAUACAAAGUAUACGAAGCACUGAAGGCCAAGACCCAGUUCGUGAAGGCCAUGACGACUCACCGUGCCGGUAUGUUUCCGCGGCUGUUUUCACGAAGACUUUAA